AGCAGCAAGACUGUCCAGGUGGCAGGGACACUUGGAACUGGCAGGGCUGAAACAUCAUUAUCCUCUUGGCAGAAGGAAGGGUGGGUGCUCUUUGCAUUGAAGUUGGCCCCCUGUCUGGGAGAGGAGCUGUCUAUGCACAAAAAGGAAGGGACACAGGGGCUAUUUAAGGUCUGUCAACCACCACGGACCCUGAAUGGAAUGGCGCUCAGGGCAGGAUGCCAUGGGAAUGAAAUGGAGGAGCCAUCCAGAACCUAGAGAGCCAAGUCGUCUGCUAUGUCACGUGUGGUGUUCCCUGGACAGGCCCCUGUGGAUUUGGACAUAUACCAAAGCUCCUACAUGAUCGACUACAAACCUUAUGGGAAGCACAAAUAUGCCCGGGUCACAUCAGAAGAGCAAGCAAAGCUGGACACCCAACUCCGGGACAAAGAGUUCUACAGGCUCACCCACAGCCCCAACCCCAAGCUAGAAGAUGGAUACCCUGCCUUCAAAAGACCCCACAUGACCGCCAAGGACCUGGGGCAACCUGGCUUCUUCCCACCACAGGACCAUGUGGCCCCAGUGGAGGAUGAAUGUAGGUUCACCAGCAUCUGUCCAUCCGUGUACCCAGCUUCCCAUGCUGUGUACCUGGCCCACGACGACCCAAACCGGAUUCAACAGAGUGCCGACUUCCCCUGUCUCCUGGAGCCUGAGCGCCAGCCUGCCCCAGACGUGGGCAAAGGCUACUUUCUACUGCCUGGCUGUGCCUGUCCUUUUCACUGUGCAGCCAAGGUUCCCAUAUUGAACCGAUGGGGGCCCUUGAUGCCAUUUUACCAGUAGGUAGGCUGAGAACACCUUCCAAGGGCCCUGUGGAAAUUCCUCCCUCUUACAAGGGAAUCCCUUGAAGUAUGGAUAAGAAAACUAAAUAAAACUCUGGAAAGAC
Messenger RNA from Capra hircus (goat), 919 nucleotides. RefSeq names its product testis expressed 37 (gene SPMIP9). Gene Ontology annotation, cellular component: cytoplasm. The record is from RefSeq and is a predicted model, not a curated record. The transcript is spliced from 4 exons. The coding region runs from base 274 to 816 and encodes 180 amino acids. NCBI's taxonomy places the organism in Eukaryota, Metazoa, Chordata, Mammalia, Artiodactyla, Bovidae.